Spodoptera frugiperda (fall armyworm) is the source of this 1711-nucleotide messenger RNA. Its product is annotated as probable E3 SUMO-protein ligase RNF212. The transcript has 7 exons. Gene Ontology annotation, molecular function: SUMO transferase activity. Gene Ontology annotation, biological process: reciprocal meiotic recombination; protein sumoylation; homologous chromosome pairing at meiosis. Lineage: Eukaryota; Metazoa; Arthropoda; Insecta; Lepidoptera; Noctuidae. Gene Ontology annotation, cellular component: synaptonemal complex. The coding region runs from base 81 to 785 and encodes 234 amino acids. The record is from RefSeq and is a predicted model, not a curated record.
AUACAAAUGUCACUUUUAAUUUUAUUUUUGUUAAACUGAUUGUGAUUUUGUCUUUGUGAUGUGAGGGUAAUUAUUAUUUAAUGAUGGAUUGGAUUCAUUGCAAUAAUUGUUUUGCUCAAUUAGAACCUGGAAUUACUUUACAUUUAACAUCAUGUGGUCACAUGUUUUGUAACUGUUGCUUAGAGAAAGGCGGUAAAGACAGCACAUGUUUAAUAUGCCGAGCGCCGUGUUCCAUCAUGAAACUCGUUCCGGACAUGAAACAAGAGGUUCAAGAUUACUUUACCGAUCCGGAGGAACUAAUUAAAAAGUCCUGUGAGGUGUUACAGUUUCAGAGGCAACAUAGACGGCGGUUGUUAUCAUAUUUAUUACAAUCGACGAAAAAGUUCCACACAGCCCGCACUGAGUUGAAACGUAUGACGGAGUUGUGCCAAAAGCAACACAACCAACUCAAGGAGUACCAGAGAACUAUAAGGAGUUUGGAAGCUCAACUGGCGAGCCAAUCGAAGCAAAUAUCACCGUUCAACAUCCCCAUAUCGCCCGGGACCAACAUAUCCCCAAGCUUCGUGCAAACCACGCCGACUUAUAAGCGAAACGCGAAGAGUACGCCGUUUUCUGUCCAGUAUCAGUCGAACCUGGUCACCCCGACGCGGAUAAGCAAGCAGAGGUCGGCCAACAUCAGCGCGCAUAGUCAGCGUUCGAACACUUCAAACAAGAUAUCUUCAACUGUCUUCACACCACCGACUCCAGAGUCCGCUGGGUACUCCAACUUUUUAAAGAGUCUUUAAUGGUAUUCCGAACGCAUCCAAAAACUCGCUCGCGUAUGCCAGUGCGAAUUUCCAUAAAGAAAUAUAUCUACAUUUAUUUUUUAUUACCGACUGCUGGCAUUGGAAAACGAAUUAUUCAGCCUAUUUUCUUUAGGCCUGUGUUACAUUAUGUGACAGCACGUUGUGUAUGACACGAAUACUAUAUUACUUUAUGUCAAAACUCGAGAUAUGGGGAUGAAAUGGCACGGAACAUGACAUGCGGUUUAUGCUAAAUUGCGGUUUUGUGCCAGACGUUACCUACAUUAUUUUCAUGUCUCAUUUAGAAGAAAAUUUUCGUUAAUUCAAAAAUGACGAUAAAGCUUAUUUUAUUUUUUUAAGAAUAGUAAUAUACCUAUGUUCUUACCUUUUUAAAUUUAAAUUGAUUCCAAUCGUGGCACAGCUGAUUGAGUAAAAUCGUGCGUUCGAAAUUUUAAAUAGUGCAGAACACAAACUUUAUUUUAUUUCUUAUAGUCAUUAAAUUUGUUCUAUUUUGUUUAUUUCUUGCAUUGCUUUUUUUUAACAGAAACAGAGUUUUUACUGCGAAUGAACGAGCGUUAAUUGAUAUUCGGGCUAUGAUAAAUGUAAAACCUUCACGUUCAAUAAAUCAAAUCAACUUUUUCUAAACAAACCAAUGUCUUUGCCAAAUGAUCAUAACAAAUCAAUCUUGCCGUUUAAUUACUAUUUCGUAAAAAAACGUUUACCGGAUGAUUUGCUUUCUAGGUUUUUCAGUAGCAGUAAUGAAUCAGGCUAUAUGUCAAAUAGUCCGUUACGAUCGCCCGGGGUAUAUUGCAAUGGACACGGAAAAUGUACAUUCAAUAAAAUGAAGAUGAUGAGGUUCGAUUAGAAUUCUUUUUUUAAGUUCAAAGUAAUGAGGUGUUAUUUAUUUUUAACGAAUAGUGACUAGUACA